This is a messenger RNA of Candidozyma haemuli, 1149 nucleotides long. Its product is annotated as pepsin-like aspartic protease. The transcript has a single exon. Gene Ontology annotation, molecular function: aspartic-type endopeptidase activity. Gene Ontology annotation, biological process: proteolysis. The record is from RefSeq and is a predicted model, not a curated record. The coding region runs from base 1 to 1149 and encodes 382 amino acids. Lineage: Eukaryota; Fungi; Ascomycota; Pichiomycetes; Serinales; Metschnikowiaceae.
AUGGUUUCCUUCUAUCCUCUCGUUGCGUUAGCGUUAUCUGUACAAGGAUUAGCUAUUAAGCCAGUGGAUUCAGCUCACCAGCCUGCAAAACGCUCUGAAGCUAAAGUCUUACAAUUAGAUUUUGACGUGGAAAGAACAUACCCUUCUCUUCAACUUGCUAGAAGGGACUAUUCGGGAGCUAAACUCAACAAUAGCAGGGACGUGCGUUACUUUAUGGAUAUGUACAUUGGCUCCAACAAACAGAAAAUCAGAGUCGACAUUGACACUGGCUCUUCCGAUCUUUGGGUCCACGAUGAGUUUUAUGGACCGUCCUACGAAGGUAUGUUCAACCAGUCAGAAUCUGAAACUUUCAAUUACAUCAAUGAGUCUUUUAAAAUCUCCUACAACGAUGGAACAGUCACUUCGGGAGUCUACGGUAAGGAUACCGUUUCACUUGAAGAUGGUACUACACUUGAUGAUUUCCAGUUUGCAGUUGCUAGUAACUCCACAAACAAAUGGACACCAGCUAUCUUUGGUAUCUCCAGGAAAGUUCAAGAAGCUGCUAAACAGGAGUACGACAAUUUCCCAUACGCAUUGGUAGCCGCUGGUAUUAUCCCUAAACCCUCUUACUCCAUCUACAUGUCCAAGGAGAAUGGAAACAAAGGUCUGGUGCUCUUUGGUGGCAUAGACCAAAAGAAGUAUGAAGGGGACUUGGUAUCUUAUCCAAUCAGCGACAGUUGGUAUGCUUCAAUUGAAUUGAAAACUCUUAGCUACGAAGGCAAAGACUACACUCUCAACAGGUCUGCCUUGUUGGAUACGGGAACUUCGUGGAACUUCUUACCUAAAGAUAUAGUGAUGGACAUCUCCAAGCUUCUUGGAGCAGACACUUGCGAAAGCUGUGACAGAAACGUCCCUUGUGACCAGCCAAACGAUAAGUUUAUGACGUUUGACUUUGGCGGUCAGCAGAUUAAGCUAUCGUACGCUGACCUUGUUGUAAGACCACAGCCAGGUAUGUGUCUCUUGGGACUUGAUGUUGCUGGAGCAAACGACAAUUUGAUUCUUGGUGAUGUCUUCUUAAGGCAUGCUUAUACGUACUAUGACUUUGAGGAGAAUACUAUAGCUAUUGCUCCUGCGGUUGAUACUGAAGAGUCUGAUAUCGUCCAGGCUUAA